This is a messenger RNA of Striga hermonthica, 519 nucleotides long. Lineage: Eukaryota; Viridiplantae; Streptophyta; Magnoliopsida; Lamiales; Orobanchaceae. The record is from the annotation of a GenBank genome assembly.
AUGACCAACUUCACCGCUGCCGGCUACUCCACCGCCCCACCGCCGUCCCCGGCGGCGCACCGCGAGAUCUCGACCCCGAACGCCGUUGCCUGCCUGGUGGCCCUCAUCACGGUCCCUAUGGUGGCUUACACCCUAUUCGUCGCCGCCCGGUGCUGCCGGAGCCCAACCGCCGCGGCGGCUCCGGCCUCCGGAAGAAAGACGCCGGAAAGGAUGGAGCUCGUAUGCGGUGUAAGGUACCGGAAGGACGGAUCCGCAGCGACGGCGGCGGAGGCGGUGGGGAUUAACGACCAGUGCCCGGUGUGUCUGUCGGCUUUCGCGGAGGGGGAGGAGAUUCGGCUGCUGGGAGCGUGCAGGCACGCGUUCCAUGCCUCGUGCGUGGACAUGUGGCUGUACUCGCACUCGAGCUGCCCGGUGUGCCGGGCAGCCGUACCGGUCAGGCGGGCGACGGUCAGGGCGCCGCUGGCCCGCGGAGAGGAGGACUUGCGGCAGGGCUUGCCGGAUGCUGCGGAUUUGAUUUGA